AUGAAGAACUUCCUCCUCGCGGCGGGCAUCCUCGCCUCAUCUGCCUCUGCUCACAUGCAGAUGAGCGAGCCUUUCCCCAUUCGCAGUCCCCUUAACAAGGACAACAAUGGCAAGAAGGACUACUCGUACACCAACCCUCUGUCCACCGAUGGCUCUGACUUCCCCUGCAAGGGCUACGCCAACGACCCGUUCAACGCGACUGCCAACUACAACCCUGGCGGCAGCUACCCUUUGAAGCUCGCGGGUAGUGCCACUCACAAGGGCGGUUCCUGCCAGAUCUCGCUGUCGUACGACAAGGGCAAGUCUUUCCACGUUAUACACUCCAUCCUUGGUGGCUGCCCCAUCGACAAGGAGUACAAGUUCACUGUCCCAUCUGACGCUCCCUCUGGUGAGGCUUUGCUUGCCUGGAGCUGGUUCAACAAGGUCGGCAACCGUGAGAUGUACAUGAACUGCGCUCAGGUCAACAUUGGCAGCGAGGGCGGCAGCCAAAACCGUGAGAUGAUCGACGCCGCCGAUGAUGACGCUCACAACGCGACUACUCACUCUAGUGACGCCCAGAGCUUCGACAGCUUGCCUCCCAUCUUCAUUGCCAACGUCAAUGGCCCCGGCAAGUGUGAGACCACCGAGGGCAAGGAUGUCAACUUCCCCAAGCCCGGCCCAUCCGUCGAGGGUUCUGUCGAGGGCAAGGGCUACAAAUGCGAGGGUGACGCGGAUUUCCUCACUUCUGACUCCGACUCUGGCUCCAGCACUACCUCCAGCUCUGACUCAAGCGAGUCGUCAUCCAGCCACAACGCCAACGCCCCCAUGUCCAGCUCUAUCCUUGAUUAUCAGCACAAUGGCGGUGUCCAGAACAAGCAUGCCGUCGCCUUUGGUGACGCCGCCUCUGAGCCCCGCUUCGGUCCUCCGGCUGGUGCUCCUGCUCCCCAGGGCCACGGCUCGUCUGGCUCCCAGGGCCACGGCGCUCCAGCCCAAGGUCACGGCGCUGUUGAUCCCCAGGGCCAGGGCUCGUCUGGCUCUCAGGGCCACGGCGCUCCAGCUCAAGGUCACGGUGCUACUGGUCCCCAGGGCCAGGGCUCGUCUGGCUCUCAGGGCCACGGCGCUCCAGCUCAAGGUCACGGUGCUACUGGUCCCCAGGGCCAGGCCGCUCACGGUCAUGGACAGGGACAUGGCCACGGCCACAGCAACGGUGUUAAGCCUCAGCAUGCUUGGGGUCCUCCUGGUGGCAUCAUUUGCUCACCUGAUGGUAAGAGCUUCUCCCGCUGCACCGCCAAUGGUCCUCCGAUCGACAUGGGUCCUGUCGCUGAGGGUACUAUCUGCCGCGAUGGCAAGAUCACCUGGGCUUAG
This is a messenger RNA of Aspergillus chevalieri, 1344 nucleotides long. RefSeq names its product putative extracellular protein. The record is from RefSeq and is a predicted model, not a curated record. Lineage: Eukaryota; Fungi; Ascomycota; Eurotiomycetes; Eurotiales; Aspergillaceae. The coding region runs from base 1 to 1344 and encodes 447 amino acids. The transcript has a single exon.